Molecule: messenger RNA, 1039 nt
Organism: Malania oleifera
Lineage: Eukaryota; Viridiplantae; Streptophyta; Magnoliopsida; Santalales; Ximeniaceae
Product: protein NDR1-like
Exons: 1
Coding region: 325-933 (202 amino acids)
Biological process (GO): defense response to other organism
Source: RefSeq, a predicted model, not a curated record
AAAAAAACUAAUCUAAAUAAAUAAAUAAGAGUAAAAAAAAUGAGGAUAAUCGUUUCUGAUUAAAAAAAUAUGCAAGGACUUUACCUGAAUUUAUGGUAGCAAAAUUUCCUGCGCGGUAAUUGUAUUAAGUUUCCAGGAGGCAGGAGGUAAAGGUCACGUUCAAAAACAGCAAAAGGAAGAGACAGGGUCCAGCCGACCCUUUAGAAAAAGCAUAACAAAUUAUUUCCCGGCCACUUCCUCCCUCUUUCCCUGCUCGAACGGUAGUACUACUCCACUACUCCCCCUUCUCAGCUCAAGGGGGCUCGCCGGAAGCCCCUUCCGGCCAUGGCGGAGUCCGGCGGAUGCUGCCGGUGCUGCUGCCGAUUCAUCUUCACGGUGGGCCUGACCGCGCUCUUCAUGUGGCUGAGCCUCCGAACCUCCAACCCCACCUGCUCCAUCGAGGCAUUUUACGUCCCUGCCCUCAACAAAUCUGCCAAUUCCUCCUCCAACACCUCCAUCUACUUCGACCUCCGCCUCAAGAACGGCAACAAGGACAAGGGAAUAUACUACGAUGCCCUCAACCUCACCUUUUAUUACGGCCCCACCCCCAACCUCUCCGUCGCCAACGCCUCCUUUGCCCCCUUCCGGCAGGGGAACAACAAGAAAACGGACCGCAGAAUGACCGUCGACGCUCGCGGGGUUCCCUGGAAGGCGGUUCCCCGGAACGGGUCGGCGGUUUUCCGGGUGGAUUUGGAAACGAAGGUGAGGUUCAGGAUCUUGGUUUUCAAGACCAAGAGGCAUGGGAUCAAGGUAGGGGCUCCAGUGGAAGUCAACGACCAAGGCACCAAGGUCAACAGGAAGGGCAUUAAGCUCAAGUCCGGCGCACCGGACGAUGGAUGCCACCCUGCGCUGUUGGGAUUUUUGGGCAUUUUGUUCUCUCUUGCUUUUGCUUAAUUAUCGAUGUUCUUCUUUCCUUUUUCUUUUUUCUGGAGACGUGAAUUUAAUUUUCUUUGUAUCAGGAAUUUGAUAUUUAUGAAAGUCAUGGAGAUUUUUUUGGUUA